AUGUCCUCAUUAGAUCAUGAGAAUAAUACAAUAAGCCUGCAGGAGCUUAGCAAAGAGCCUCUGCUUGCCGUCCCACCUCAUUACAUUCAGUUGGAUCAAGAAUCGCCAUGUUCUUCUCCAAGCCAUCUAAUGCCAGCUAUUCCCAUCGUUGACAUGGAAAGUAUGACUCUUGGCCAAGCCAAGGAUUUUGAACUACAAAAGCUGCAUUCAUCUUGCAAAGAAUGGGGUGUAUUUCAGGUGGUGAACCAUGGAGUUAGCUCUUCAGUGGUGGAGAAAUUGAAAUACGAAAUUGAAGAAUUUUACAAGCUACCUUUAGAAGAGAAGAUGAGGUACAAGCUGAGGCCUGGUGAUGUUGAAGGUUAUGGCCAAACAAUUGCUAACUUAACAGAUCAAAAAAUUGAUUGGGGUGAUAGGUUUCUUAUGGUAGUCAACCCCAUCCAUAAGAGAAAUCCCCAUCUCCUACCAGAGCUCCCUUCAUCCCUUAGAGAAGCCGUGGAGGCUUACUUUAAAGAAACCCAAAAGCUUGCCAUGGUUUUGUUUAAACUCAUUGGGCAAGCUCUGGAAAUAGAUAAGAGAGAAAUGGAAGACAUGUUUGAAGAUGGGCUGCAAUUAGUUAGGAUGAAUUACUAUCCUCCAUGUCCCCAACCAGAGCUGGUUGUGGGACUUAGGCCUCACUCAGAUGCUAGUGGACUCAGCAUUCUUCUUCAAGUCAAUGGGGUGGAAGGCUUACAAGUGAAAAAGAAUGGAGUCUGGAUUCCUGUGAACAUCCUCCCAAAUGCCUUUGUGCUUCAUAUAGGAGAUGCUAUGGAGAUCUUCAGCAAUGGAAUCUACAAAAGCAUUGUGCAUAGGGCAACUGUAAACUCAGUGAAGGAAAGAAUCUCAAUAGGAAUGUUUUUCAAUCCCAAGUUGGAAGUGGAAAUUGGACCAGCAACUUCCUUGAUAAACGAAAAAAAUCCACCUCAGUACAAAAGAAUGCCAAUGGAACAGUAUGUCCAAAAUUUCUUCUCUCGCAAGCUUCAAAGCAAGACGAUCAUAGAUCAAAUGAGGAUUAAAGGGGAGCAACCAAAUACUGAAUAAAGUUUUUAUUCUCAAGAAAAAAUAGCAUACAUUCUGCACUUGAAUUUGGAGUUGAAGUUGAUGUGUACAAAUUUGUGCUUCUUUGUGUGGCGUGUAAUUCUCAACAUUAAAUGAGUAGGUCCUUACCCUACUAUCCGCUACUGUUGUAGGAUACAUGUUCUUAUCCUACUGUCUGCUACUGGCGAUGAAGAGUUAUGUCUCCUUGUAUUGCUUAA
Messenger RNA from Coffea eugenioides, 1292 nucleotides. Its product is annotated as protein SRG1-like. The record is from RefSeq and is a predicted model, not a curated record. The coding region runs from base 1 to 1077 and encodes 358 amino acids. The transcript has 4 exons. Lineage: Eukaryota; Viridiplantae; Streptophyta; Magnoliopsida; Gentianales; Rubiaceae.